Molecule: messenger RNA, 2436 nt
Organism: Ambispora gerdemannii
Lineage: Eukaryota; Fungi; Glomeromycota; Glomeromycetes; Archaeosporales; Ambisporaceae
Source: the annotation of a GenBank genome assembly
AUGGAAUCACAGAAGAAUAAAUUUGGAAAUACUUCGUCUUCUACCAGCAAAAAAACAAAACGACGAAUAAAACGUCGUGCAUCAUUUGAAGAUCAAGAAUGGCGUAAAAUUUCGUCGGUCACGCUGCCUUUAGCAAAUUCUAAACCUGAAAAACCCAUAAAAAACGCUGCGACCUUAGUACUGAAAAAUGAUAAAAAACGUAAGCGUACUGAAGUUGAAACUGAGAUAGUAAAAAACGUUAGUCAUGUGAAAAAGAAAAAACGAAAGCAAACUUCUCAGGAAAGCAAGAAAGGAAAAAAUGCCGUAUUAAUGAAAGAUAAUGAUGUUGAAAUUGAUGAAGUGAAUGUUGACAAUGACCCUGGCGACAUGAAUAAGUGGAAUUGGAAAGAGGCAAAAUAUCCAGAUGAAAUAGUUCUUGGAGAUGAAGAUUUAGAAGGGAUUUUGUGUUUGGAGGAGUGUGAUGAUGUUGAUGUUGUAUAUGAAGGAAAUAAAAAGUCUGGAAGAGUUGUAAAGUUUAAAAAAAUAAAAAAGGAAACAGCAACUAAUAAAAACGAAUCAAAAUCUCGUGCGGCAAAUCCUGAAGAACCAUUAUCAAUUGAUGAGACCCGAAAUUAUUAUGAUUUGGAUACAUUUGAUGAGGGAUCAAUUUCUUUUUUUAAUAAUGAAGAAGAUGAUGACACUUCUAAUAAUAAUGAGAAAAGUGACGAUGAGAUUAUGGGUAUCGAUGAUAGUCAUGAAAAUAGUGAUAGUCAGAAUAGUGUAGGUCAUGUUGAGGAAAACAAGAAUAAGUCCAAGGAGAAAAAAAAAGCUUCGAAAUCCUUUAUAAUAAAUGAUGACAAUGAUGAAGUAGACAAUUUAACGAAAAAUAAUGUUCUUCCUGUCGUCAGUCAAAAUAGAAAGGAUGCUCUUAUAAAAGAUGUUAAUCUCGAUUUUAACGCAUCAGCAUGGAUUGCUUUUGGACUCUGCUCAAACAUCAUACUCGCCUUAAAAUCACUUCAAUUCUCCGAGCCUACGCCUAUUCAAAAGAAAACUUUGCCCCAUGGAUUAUCUGGACGUGAUAUAAUUGGCGCGGCGGAAACUGGAUCGGGGAAAACACUUGCAUUUGGACUUCCUAUUCUACAGUAUUUAAUGAAUGAGGGAAAUAAACCUAUUGGAGAAAAGUUGAGAGAUGUUAAUGAUCCACGCACAAACGAACUUGUGGCGUUAAUUGUUACGCCGACUAGAGAAUUGGCGAUACAAGUCAAAGAUCAUAUAUUGAGCAUUGGAAAGUUUGGUGACGUCAAGGUCAUAACUCUUGUCGGCGGUAUGGCAGUACAAAAGCAGCGACGACUAAUGGAUAAACAUCCGAAUAUAAUUGUUGCUACUCCUGGUCGAUUAUGGGAAGUGGUCUCAGAGAACGUUGAAUAUCUCGAAAAAAUUCGUCGCAUAAAAUUCUUUGUACUUGAUGAGGCGGAUCGUAUGCUCGAGUCUGGCCAUUUCCAAGAAUUGAAUCAAAUAGUUAACUGUUUAUCAAAAAGUCAACAAAAGACCAAUGAUUGGUCAGAUAAUGAAAGCAAAGAACCCACUGGAAUCAACAAAAAAACAAAUAAGAAAGAAAAAAAUCCUUCAAAAAGACAAACAUUUAUAUUCUCUGCCACACUCGACAAGAAUCUAAAAGAGAACUUGAAGAAGAAAAAGAAACAUUUCAAAAACACUUUAAAGAAAUUCGAGGUUAAUAAAACGCGUGCCACGAUGAAGGAAUUAAUGGAACGGCUCGAGUUUACCGAUCCUGACCCGAUCUUUAUUGAUAUCACACCAGAACACGUGGUAUCUAGUACAUUACAAGAAUCAAAGAUUGAUUGCUUAACCACAGAAAAGGAUGUUUACAUAUACUACUUUAUAACACGAUACCCGGGCAGAACACUGAUAUUUGUCAAUAGUAUCAACACGAUUCGAGGAUUAAUUCCCAUUAUGAGAUUAUUGGGAAUCGAAGUACUGGGAUUGCAUGCUCAGAUGCAACAAAGACAACGAUUGAAAAAUUUAGAUAGAUUCAAACAAAACCCGAAAGCUGUCAUGAUCGCUAGUGAUGUCGCUGCUCGUGGUCUCGAUAUCCCAUUGGUGGAUCAUGUUGUUCAUUAUCAGCUGCCGCGUUCUGGUGACAUAUAUGUACAUCGAAGUGGUCGAACGGCAAGAGUUCGACGAGAAGGAAUAAGUUUGAUGUUGUGUAGUCCUGAAGAAAUUGUAUUAUAUCGUAAAAUUUGUCAAAAGCUUAAAAAAGAUGAAGGUCUGUCCAAUUUUCCGGUCGACCAAAGUAUCGUGAAAGCCAUAAAACAGAGAAUAACUUUGGCGCGCAAAAUUGAUCAGGAUGAACACAAGUUACAAAAGAAUAAUUAUGAUGAUGAUUGGUUAAAAAAAGUCGCGCAAGAUCUGGAUGUCGAUGUGGACGAAGAUCUGUAA